AUGAAGCAGACUGGUUCCAUCCUUGCCCUUGCCGGCCUGGUCUCCAUGGCCCACGGACACGGUUUCGUCACCACCCCCCAGGCCCGUAUGCCUGGUUCGGCCAUGAAGGCUGCCUGUGGUCAGCAGGUCGAGAUCAACCAGCAGUCGGACAACUACGGCAACGUGCAGGGAGAGCUCCAGGUCGCCAACAGCCAGAGCGACUACAACGCCGAGAAAUGUGACAUCUUCCUGUGCAAGGGUUACAAGUUCGCCGACAACAAGGACAAUGUCCAGUCGUACACUGCCGGCCAGAAGGUCGACUUUGUCGUCGACAUCCGCGCUCCUCACACCGGUGUGGCCAACGUCUCCGUUGUCGACACCUCUUCCAACUCGGUCAUUGGUGACGCCCUCAAGUCCUGGGACAGCUACGCCUCGACCGCGACUGGCGUGACUGAAGAUGAUACCAACUUCAGCGUCACCAUCCCCGACGGCCUGGACAGCAAGUGCAGCACCGCCGGUGCCUGUGUGCUCCAGUGGUACUGGUACGCCGAGUCCAUUGACCAGACCUACGAGUCUUGCGUCGACUUCACCGUCGGCGGCUCUGGCUCUGGCUCUGGCUCUUCUGGCUCUUCCUCUGCUUCCUCUUCCACCCAGGCUAGCGUUGCCAUCACCACUUCCGCCAAUGCCGGUAACAACGUCGCUUCCCAGCCCACAACCCUGGCCACCAGUGCCAGACAGACCCCCAGCUCUGCACCGGCUGUCGCCAGCAGCGCCGCCCCCGCUGCCAGCUCUAGUGCAUCGGACUAUGCGAUCCCCAAGAAUGGCAGUGACGAGGAGAAGCUCAGCUGGGUUUCCAGCUUGCUGAAAGCUCUUGUCAAGUUCUAA
Molecule: messenger RNA, 864 nt
Organism: Aspergillus wentii DTO 134E9
Lineage: Eukaryota; Fungi; Ascomycota; Eurotiomycetes; Eurotiales; Aspergillaceae
Product: lytic polysaccharide monooxygenase
Exons: 1
Coding region: 1-864 (287 amino acids)
Source: RefSeq, a predicted model, not a curated record